CGAUACUAAAUUAAUCCAACACAAUCACUUGAGUCCCUUGGGUAAAAUUCCAACGCCGUACAAAAGCAUGGGUAUCCAGAAUAUCACAAACAAGACUGAAGAUGAUAUUGAUAUCUAUACGCUGAACAGUCAACGAGCCGAGUUUUUGACUGUCAACACCGUCAUUUUAGGCGUAUAUCUGGUAAUCGGAGUGCUCGGAAACUCUUUAGUGUUUUACAUUUACAAAUUUUGCAUCACCAAGCACCGCACGGAUCGGUUUUUCAUUCCAUAUCUAGCGGUAUCGGAUGCUCUGUCGUGUAUUGUUGGAAGUGGAUUUGGUCUAGCUUUAAAUCUGUUACCCAUCCGAUUUUCAGGAGAUGCUUUGUGUAAAGGCCUUUGGUUUCUCACAAAAUGGUCCACCUUGGUCUCAGCACUGAUGCUUUUAUUGAUUGCCAUAGAACGAUACAAGAAAGUUUGCAAACCAUUUGGACCACAGAUGACGCCACUUGCUAAGCAGCUUUCCAUUAUUGCGUUAUUCGUUCUGUCUGCUAUUUUAACCUUUCCAACAGUAUUUUUCCAUGGUGAAAUUUCAUUUCCUGCAAGGGGUACUUCUCAUCUUACAGGAUACAGAUGUGGGCGAAAUACUUUUCUAACAGGUCUGGAAGGAUACUUCACAAUAUAUAAUGUUGUUCUAGCUGCUGUUGCUUUCACUGGUAUCACAGCAGUUACAAUUCUAUACGUCUUUGUCGGGAAAACUAUUUACAAACAAACCAAAUUUCGGAGUCGAUUUGCAUCAUCUCCAAGGAAGAGUUAUAUUUCACCGAAGUCCGACUCGGGAGUUGUAUCUGAUGGUAACGAUGACGUUUUCCUGGAGAAUUCAGUAAAAGAAAAUGAAGAAAACAAAGCACGAAAAGACUCGGCCGAUUCUUUUUAUUCCACAGAUGACGAACUAGAGAGCACGGAUGCUGAUCUUCCCAGGAAAAAAAGCAGCAACAACCCGAGAAAGAAAAGCAUCAUCAGCCAUGUUUACACCGUUCCGCAAGUUCUCAGAAAAUUCAAAAUCUCAAUUCUGUUUAUGUGCAUUACCCUUGUGUUUAUUUUGACUUUCACUCCCAGACUGGUCAUCAUGAUUUCAGAGGCAACAAACAGGGGCUAUUGGAGUGGACUCACUGACAACCAAAUAAGAGCAUCUCUAUUUUUCUAUAGAUUUUAUAUUGUGAACAAUAUUGUAAACCCCUUUUUAUAUGCUGCUUUUGAUUCAAGAUUUAAGCAGGAAAUUAAGAAAAGGUUAUCCUGUUUUAAAAAAACAUAGUUUUGUCAGAGUUUUGUUUUAGUUGUUGAGUUUUAAGUUAUUGAAUGUGUUAUCGUAUUUUCCCAUCUGUAGAAUAUACAAUAAAGAAAUAAUGUACCUCAGAACAGCGAGAAUGAACUUGAAGUGUGCGUUUCUUUCCCUACUUAGAGUGCUUAAAAAAGAAUUUAAGCAAUCAUUGAUCGCAGAACAAAACGACGAAUCCAAACAAUGGAAAACUUUUAAGAUCUACAUCUAUCAACAAAACCAUUGGCACUGCUGUUAGUAGAGAUCAUAUCAGCAUGUAAAUUCUUGAUAUAUUUCUGUAUGAUAUGCGACAUUCUGAUUUAAGAUCGUGCUUUGGCAAUUAUUUCAUCAAAUUAUGCAAUACUUUACAAGGAGUUUGUGAAUGUGCCGGGUAAACAUAUGUUUCGAUGAAAAAUAAUUAUCUCCAAGGUUAAAAUGUUCACAUUGACUUCCUUGUCGUUGUAAUAACAGCUAACACACAUAAAUCUGUCAAACUGUGCUGUAUAAAAUAAACGAAAAACAAGGGCUGUGAUAAAGUCAGUAAAAUCGAACUGAUCCUGCAUGCUAAAGUUGAGACUAUUUUUGUUUCUGGUCAUUCUCUUGCUAAUAGUACCGCAAUUGCUUAUUGAAUCAGCAAACAUACCAGCAAAUAUUGACUUUUAGACGUUAAUGUCUUUAGAGUUCAAAUUACAUUAAUAUGUCUAGCCAAUAUGCUGGAGUACUUUAAAAAUUGUUCAUUUCAGAAGAUUUGAAUUAUUUUUUUUCAGGGGGGGGAAUUCAAUAUAAAUGAAAAUUGAAAUUAUAUUUGAAAUUAUAUUGACUUUUGUCUAGGCCUCAUUUAUUGGAAUGCUGAAUCAUUAUUAUGUUUCGGGUACAUAAUUUAUUGCACGUCAACGAAAAUUGAUAUGUAAACGAUUCAUCUUCAAGAGCAACGACACAACGUUACAUUUCAUGAAUAUUGGAAAAUAUAUAUAUUAAACAAAUACUCAGUCUGGUGUCUAUUUCCAAAGCAAAACCGAAAUACGUGAACAUUUUGAAUAUAUAAUGUUAUCCUAUCGAGAACUGUAUCCUCAGCAAUAUUCCAUUAUCUCAUGAAGUAUGCUUUUGAAUUUUAAAGUAUUUCCUUUAGUAAUCAUAGUGUUAAUAUCAUAAUGGCUAAGUAUGUUUGAAAUCCUUUUUUUUAGAAAAUAAGCAUAACCUGCACCUUGUUUUGCCUUGUUUCGUCCAUCUGAAAAAAAUGUGAACUUUUUCAUUAAAAGCCAAUUUCAUAUAAUUUCUGUUUCCUUUUUCUAAAAGAUGGGUUUUCAAAACAUAUUGCGUUAAAAAUAUAUUCACAUGUUUCUUGUAUUUUUUAUUUUCCGUCACAAGGGAAUUUUAAACGUGUGUCUUUAAUUCAUUGUUUAAAACAUAUGUUUCAGUAGAAAUCCAUGUAUUUAGUACAGCAGCUGUAAAACUCUAUCCUAAAGCCAUACAUGCUGUCAUUUACGGAUAUUUUUCAAUAUGCAAAAUGUUCAAUUUUCUAAAUGAUAUAAUUUAACAAUUAAUAUGAAUGAUAAAGAAUGGUUAUAAAAUAGAAAGUACAUGCAUUAAGUGUUUUCGACACGCGUUUUCUAUUCAAACCAAUAUAAGAUUUUACUUCUUAAUUUAACAAUACAUAAUUUGUACAUCAGACUGUUCGGAGGAGUAACAACUUUACAUCUUAUUUGAUAGAAUUUAAAAAAAACACCAGUGAAAACUGUUAAAUGAAAAUGUUGAAUAUUUCUUUUUAACGUUUUAGAUGAUUGAACGCUUACAUACGCGUUAUUUUUCACAGCGUAAAGUUUGUUUUGUUCAUCUUAUAAUAUCGUUAGUUUUGUUUAUGAAUAUAAGUUUUCAGUCUUCUUUUAUUCAGGCAUACUGUACAUUUAAGUUCUAUGUUAGAGUUUUAAACGAUGAGUAUUAAUAUAUUCGUAAUCAUUUAUUAUUUGUAAAUUAUUUUCAAAUAAAAUUAAAAAAGAAUAAAACAUAGAA
Molecule: messenger RNA, 3304 nt
Organism: Magallana angulata
Lineage: Eukaryota; Metazoa; Mollusca; Bivalvia; Ostreida; Ostreidae
Product: cholecystokinin receptor type A-like
Exons: 2
Coding region: 68-1291 (407 amino acids)
Biological process (GO): G protein-coupled receptor signaling pathway
Cellular component (GO): plasma membrane
Molecular function (GO): G protein-coupled receptor activity
Source: RefSeq, a predicted model, not a curated record